AAAACGUUUACGGUUUUAGUUGUACUUCCGGUGUUAAAAGUCAAACCACAAUGGCGCCGUCCAAGAAGAAACACGCCAGUAGCCAGCCUUGUGUUAUUCCAGGAGGAUUUACAGUGCUUCCCUUGCGCUUUAAUGCUGACAGCGUUGCACAGCACAGUGUGUAUGUGAAGGAGCACAAAGUCCGAGCAGAGAAGAGUUCAGGCAGACCGAUGGACCGGACUUUAUUUGCUCUCAACAUCCCUCCGUACUGCUCAGAGGAUGUUGUCAAAGAGCUGUUCUCACAGUUCGGCAGUGUUCAGUCCGUGGAGCUGAGGGACCACCCGGGCUCCUCUCAGGAGUCUGGACCCAAGCUGUCCCGGUUCUUUAAACCAGCUGAGAAACAGGGUUUUAAAGUCUGCUACAUUGUCUUCCAAAACUCGUCCAGUGUAGCAGCAGCUAAAUCUCACCCACAUGAUGCACCUCUGCUGGUUUGCACAGAGCAGCGUCCAGUGAGGACGGGGACACAGAAAUGGAUCCAGCAAUACACAGAUUCUAUCAUUCCUCCCGGCAAACUGCAAGAAAAAGUCAACUCCUUUAUGGAAGGCUACGACAAGCGGAAAGAGGAGGAAGCGAAAAGGCAGAAGGAGGAGGCCGAGCAGCAGCAAGAAGACGAAGAGGGCUGGGUGAAAGUAACAAGAGGACCCAAGGGUGCCAAGGGUCGCCCCCACAGCGAGGUAGCCAACAAGAAGACUCUUGAGAAAGAGAUGAGGAAGAAGAAGAGGAAGGAGCUCAUGAACUUCUACACCUGGCAGCACAGAAACACACAGAAAGAACAUAUUGCUGAACUGAGGAAAAAGUUUGAGGAGGAUAAACAGAGAAUAUCUCUGCUGAGGGCACAGAGAAAGUUCAAACCUUACUGAUUCAAUAAACACGAUUUUCUUUUCAUCAUUUCACUGCUUUUGUGUGUUUUAGCUACUAAUAACCCUGAGCAUUUUUGUAUCAAUAAACUAUUAUGUUCUGAUUGUCCAA
Centropristis striata (black sea bass) is the source of this 1008-nucleotide messenger RNA. It is a transcript of the gene rrp7a, whose product is annotated as ribosomal RNA processing 7 homolog A. The record is from RefSeq and is a predicted model, not a curated record. The transcript is spliced from 7 exons. Gene Ontology annotation, molecular function: RNA binding. NCBI's taxonomy places the organism in Eukaryota, Metazoa, Chordata, Actinopteri, Perciformes, Serranidae. Gene Ontology annotation, cellular component: UTP-C complex; CURI complex. The coding region runs from base 51 to 899 and encodes 282 amino acids. Gene Ontology annotation, biological process: rRNA processing; ribosomal small subunit assembly.